UUGUGAAUUUCUCAUAUAUCAUGAGAAAACCUCUGUAGACAACUUGUAGGAGUUUUGGGUGAAUCCAAAUAGGGCCCCCCGAAGUGGGUGAGAUCAAAUGCAACGCACGUGUGUGGGCGAAGAAGUGUGAAACGCAAAGCGCGUCACUGAUGGCAGCGUCGUUGAGGUGGAUAUUGCAACUACAUAGGGACGUUCCAAAAGCUGCUCGCUUCUACUCCGAAGGCUUGGAUUUCAGUAUCAAUGUCUGCACUCUUCGCUGGGCUGAACUUCAAUCUGGUUCUCUCAAGCUCGCUCUCAUGCAUUCUCCCCAUGAGGAAGUAAUGCAGAAAGGAUACUCCUCGCUUCUGUCAUUCACGGUGACUGACAUGAACAGUACAGUGAGUAAAUUAAUGGCACUAGGAGCUGAACUAGAUGGACCCAUUAAAUAUGAGGUCCAUGGAAAGGUUGCAGCUAUGCGAUGUAUUGAUGGGCAUGUGUUAGGCCUCUAUGAACCUGCCUAAGAUUGCAGAUUUGGUUCCAACAGUAUCUUCUCUUAUCAAUGCUCACUGUUUUAGCCCGUUCUGUUCUUGGGGCAAGAUGGGAUAAACAUGUGAUAUGCCUUUUGUAUUUUUUAACAGCUUUGGUUUUUAGAUACUAUACAGUAUUUAACACCCUUCAAUUUACAAGAGGUGUUAAUCAACUAUUUUUCUUUAUCUUUUUUUUUUUUUAUUAUGGAUUCCUGCAAUAAUUGAUUUCUUCUAAGUGCUAUAACAGCCGUAUGUAGCGUGUGCAGUAAAAGACCUGAGAACAGCAAAAUGAUUGGAAGGUUGAAAAGCUAUUUGGAUAUCACCAAAUUACCUGUCUUGUAGAUGGGCUUUUUUGCGCCAUCCGUAUCUCCUAGUAUUGACAGAAAAUCACCUUUUGAUUUUCUGUUUCCUUUAAGAACAGCUUCUCUUUCCUCCCCGUUGAAUUUUUGUCGCGUGCCUCUUUUAUACCAGGAUUGUUUUGUUUGGGUCAAACACUGAAAUUUGACAUGUUCAAUUAUACCAUUGUAGCCUUCGCCCAUGCAAU
Messenger RNA from Abrus precatorius (Indian licorice), 1050 nucleotides. RefSeq lists its product as uncharacterized. The record is from RefSeq and is a predicted model, not a curated record. The coding region runs from base 150 to 500 and encodes 116 amino acids. NCBI's taxonomy places the organism in Eukaryota, Viridiplantae, Streptophyta, Magnoliopsida, Fabales, Fabaceae. The transcript is spliced from 3 exons.